GGUCCGGACUCGGGGAAUCCCAGUGGCCACGGCUUCCUGGGAGCUGGCUUCUGUGGUCACUGUAAGGCGAAGCGGAGCAGCGGGGCAGGAGCAUUCCUAGGCCAGCAGGGUCAGGCUCAUGGCUGAAGGACCUCUUCACCAUCUUACAUAGCAUCUGGAAGUUAAAUCCUAGACCCUCUGGGAUCUCUUUUUCCGAAGAGGCCAUGGAUACCUCGACUCAUUUGCCUUCUGUACUCUCCUCCCCGAUCUGUAACUCAGCCCCACGGACAAUCCAGAUCAAGUUCCCGCAGCAUAGCUCAUCACUGCUGGAAUCCCUGAACCGCCACAGGCUAGAAGGAAAGUUCUGUGAUGUAUCCCUCCUGGUGCAGGGUAGGGAACUUAGGGCUCACAAAGCAGUGUUGGCUGCUGCCUCUCCAUACUUCCAUGACAAGCUACUUCUGGGGGAUGCACCCCGUCUCACUCUGCCCAGUGUCAUUGAAGCCGAUGCCUUUGAGGGGCUGCUCCAGCUUAUUUAUUCAGGGCGUCUCCGCCUCCCACUGGAUGCGCUCCCUGCCCAUCUCCUUGUGGCCAGUGGCCUUCAGAUGUGGCAAGUAGUAGAUCAGUGUUCAGAGAUUCUUAGAGAACUGGAAAGUUCAAGUGGUGGAAUUUCAGCCCGGGGAGCAACCUCCUACCACACACUUCUUUCCACCACUUCCACCACAUCCUCUCCAAGAAGUUGGUGCAUUCGCUCUUCUUUCCAGACCCCAGUGCAGUACUGUGCUUCCACUGAGAGCCCUGUGGGAGGGGAGGGGAGUGAACUGGGGGAAGUGUUACAAAUUCAGGUGGAAGAAGAAGAGGAAGAAGAAGAAGAAGAGGACCAGGGGUCAGCUGUACUCUCUCAGACUCCUCAGUCUCAGAGAGUAUCAGGAAGUUUAACCCAUCCUCAUGGAUCCCACCCACUACCCAUAUCUGUAACUCCCCUCAGGCUUCCAGAGAGUGAGAGCGCAUCACUUGAGCUUCCUGCCCCUCCUGCCACAUUGCCCCCCAAAGUCUUCUACAUUAAGCAGGAACCCUUAGAACCUAAGGAGGAGAUAUCAGGAGUUGGAACUCAGUCUGGAGGAGCAAAGGAGGAAACCAAAGUGUUUCCUGGAGGGGACACUGAAGGGAAUGGGGAGCUAGGGUUCUUGUUGCCCUCCGGGGCAGGGGCAACAUCUGGGGGUGGAGGGCCAUCAUGGAAACCCGUGGAUCUUCAUGGGAAUGAAAUCCUGUCAGGUGGUGGAGGACCUGGGGGAACUGGGCAGGUUGUGCAUAGGUCUGUGAAGCCAGGGGGGACACCCCCUGGAGAUGGAAAACUCUUUGGUUGCUUGUGUGGGAAGUGAUUUGCAGUGAAGCCAAAGCGUGACCGGCAUAUCAUGCUGACCUUCAGCCUUCGGCCUUUUGGCUGUGGCAUCUGCAACAAGCGCUUCAAACUGAAGCACCAUCUGACAGAACAUAUGAAGACCCAUGCUGGAGCUCUGCAUGCCUGUCCCCAUUGUGGCCGUCGGUUUCGAGUCCAUGCCUGUUUUCUUCACCAUAGGGACCUAUGUAAGGGCCAGGGCUGGGCUACAGCCCACUGGACUUACAAGUGA
Messenger RNA from Nycticebus coucang (slow loris), 1607 nucleotides. Its product is annotated as zinc finger and BTB domain-containing protein 9-like. Gene Ontology annotation, biological process: regulation of transcription by RNA polymerase II. The record is from RefSeq and is a predicted model, not a curated record. NCBI's taxonomy places the organism in Eukaryota, Metazoa, Chordata, Mammalia, Primates, Lorisidae. Gene Ontology annotation, molecular function: DNA-binding transcription factor activity, RNA polymerase II-specific; RNA polymerase II cis-regulatory region sequence-specific DNA binding; protein binding. The transcript has a single exon.